GAAACACGGAUAAUUAUGUUGCAUCUCCAUUGAGCGUAUUGGUCCUGCUAUCUGCUCUCCUCACCUCGAAGGGCCCUGAGGGUGAGACCGCGAAGGAGAUCUGUGAGGCAAUUGUUGGGGUGGAGAAGAGGGAAACCUGCAGUAACUUGAACUAUCCAAACAUUGAACAAAUGCUUGGCAGAAUUCGAACAGGUGUUGCAGACUCCAGAACAGAAGGUGGUGAUAAGAUAUUAUCACUUUCAAAUGCCAUUUUCCUACAGAAAGGUCUCCAUGUUCAUCCAAAUUUCUUGACGGGCUUCACCAGAACCGGCAUAAAUCACGUGGAAGAGACAUUGUUUAACACAUCAGAAGCGUUUGAAAAGAUUAAUGAAUGGGCACGUUCUUCCACGGACGGUCUUAUCGAGCGAUUUUUAAGGUCGAAAGACGAAUUAAGCUCCGACACCCUCAUGAUCCUUUUGAACGCCAUAGCUUUCAAAGAAAAUUGGGCAAAAACUUUUAUGGUGGAGAGGACGAUGAAACGCAAUUUCUACCUCAAGGAAGAUGCCUUCGUAGAGGUCCCUAUGAUGCAUUUGGAAUCUCAAAUGGUUUACCUAAAGAAUGAUAAAUAUAGAGUUGUUGCGAAACCGUUUAGAAAUGAUCGCUUCAAGUUCCUCAUCUUCCUACCGAAUAACCGAUUUAAUCUGGACGAAAUUGAGGAUGAUCUG
Molecule: messenger RNA, 704 nt
Organism: Hydatigera taeniaeformis
Lineage: Eukaryota; Metazoa; Platyhelminthes; Cestoda; Cyclophyllidea; Taeniidae
Source: the annotation of a GenBank genome assembly